Molecule: messenger RNA, 993 nt
Organism: Lodderomyces parapsilosis
Lineage: Eukaryota; Fungi; Ascomycota; Pichiomycetes; Serinales; Debaryomycetaceae
Product: putative peptidylprolyl isomerase
Exons: 1
Coding region: 1-993 (330 amino acids)
Biological process (GO): protein peptidyl-prolyl isomerization
Molecular function (GO): peptidyl-prolyl cis-trans isomerase activity
Source: RefSeq, a predicted model, not a curated record
AUGUCACUUGAACCAACCACAACUGCCAAAGUCACCUUAAUUACCACUAAGGGUGCCAUAAAGAUUGACAUUUUCGCCAAAGAGCUACCGUCAACAUCCUUAGCAUUCAUAACGCAAUGUCAUCUCAAUAAAUUUCAAAACGUAUCCAUUCAAGUUACGCCACAAUACAUCUCAUUCUUAUCACCACCAGACCAACCCAACAGCGACACGUUAUCCAUUGUAAAAGAGUCUCACUCACGAAUCAAAUGCAAACAACGAGGAUACGUUGCGUAUGCCAAUGGACAAUGGCUUAUUAGUCGUGGUGAAUUGAACCAGGCAAACCUUCAAGUAUUUGGUAAAAUUGACCAGGCGUCAUCGUGGUAUAUCGUUAAUGAUAUUGCCAAUGGCGAGGUCAACAAGGACACUGGUGAAUUGGUGUUUCCUGUAACCAUUGAAAAUUCCAUUGUAGAUGUACCGUUUUUCAAAUUGGAUUUGAAGGAGAAGGAGGAGGUUGCUCAAGGAGAAGAUGAGAAACCGAAAGCAAAAAAGCCUAAAGUUGCCAUUGACUAUGAUGUUGAAGAAGAAGAAGAAGAUACGGGUGUAGAUGAGGAGGAAGGUACGAUCCGGAUCAAGAGCGCAUACGAUACAGAAAAGAAAAAGAAACGAGAUAAAGCUCAGCAAGAUGAAGUAGUAUCGCAAGCAGAUGUUGUACCAGAGUCUAAACUAAUGUCUGUUAAUGAAAAAAAAGCAGAAGCAGAUACAGGUCAGAAGGAAGAGCCAUACCAUCACAACUCUGAGUCACACUCAAAUCACUCCAGUUCCAGCUCUGAUUCCGAAUCAGUUUCCGAUUCCGAUUCCGAGUCCGAGUCCGAGUCCGAGUCCGACGAAAUGGACCACGCUCCAACACGAGAUUCUACAAUUGACUCGCCCUUCAAUCCCAAACUCGACUUAUACAAUGCCGAAUCAAUAACAUACUCCGAACUAAAAUCUCAUAAAUUUAUCAUAAAUACAUAA